Molecule: messenger RNA, 1521 nt
Organism: Lemur catta (Ring-tailed lemur)
Lineage: Eukaryota; Metazoa; Chordata; Mammalia; Primates; Lemuridae
Product: G protein-coupled receptor kinase 4-like
Biological process (GO): regulation of signal transduction; protein phosphorylation; signal transduction
Cellular component (GO): cytoplasm
Molecular function (GO): G protein-coupled receptor kinase activity; ATP binding
Source: RefSeq, a predicted model, not a curated record
AUGGAGCUGGAGAACGUCUUAGCCAACACGCUGCAUUUGAAAGCGCGCCUAGGGGGAUAUGGCAAAAAAUAUGGUCGUAGCAGAAAAUGGAGGGAGAUAUUGAAGCUGCUGCCCGUCAGCUACUGGUGCGAGCUCAGACUUUCCAUUGAAAAGGAUUAUAACAGUCUUUGUGACAAGCAGCCAAUAAGAAGAACUCUCUUCAGGCAAUUCUGUGAUACAAAGCCUAAUCUAAAGAGAUGCAUUGAAUUCUUGGAUACAGUGUCAGAAUAUGAAGUUGCUGAGGAUGAGGACCGAAGUGAUUGUGUACUGUCAGUCUUAGAUAAAUUCUUCAUUAAUGAGUCAGCAGACCCCUUGCCAGAAAUAAUUCUAGAUGUUAUGAAAGAAUGUAGAUCCAGACUGAAGCAGCACCCUUGCAAAAAAGUCUUUGAGGAAUGCACUAGAGUUGUCCAUAUAAGAGGGAAACCAUUUGAAGAAUACCAAGAAAGCUCAUAUUAUUCUCAGUUUUUACAAUGGAAACUGCUGGAAAGGCAACCAGUAACGAACACAUUUAGACAUUACAGAGUUCUAGGAAAAGGAGGAUUUGGAGAGGUUUGUGCCUGUCAAGUACGAGCCACAGGAAAAAUGUAUGCCUGUAAAAAACUAGGAAAAAAAAGAAUAAAGAAGAGGAAAGGUGAAGCUAUGGCUUUAAAGGAAAAAAGAAUCCUAGAAAAAGUACAUAGUAGAUUUGUAGUUAGUUUAGCCUACACUUAUGAAACCAAAGAUGCCUUGUGCUUGGUACUCACCAUUAUGCUGAGGGAUUUGAAGUUUCACAUUUACAACCUGGAUAAUUCUGGCUUUGAUGAGCAGAGAGCUGUUUUCUAUGCUGCAGAGGUGCGUUGUGGCUUGGAAGAUUUACAGAGGGAGAGAAUUGUAUACAGAGACUUAAAGCCUGAGAAUAUUCUCCUCAAUGAUCGUGGACAUAUCCGGAUUUCAGACCUUGGUUUAGCUGUGGAGAUCUCAGAAGGGCAGACGUUUCAAGGUAGAGUUGGAACAGUUGGCUACGUGGCUCCUGAAGUUAUCAAUAAUGAAAACUAUACAUUUAGUCCUGAUUGGUGGGGACUUGGCUGUCUUAUAUAUGAAAUGAUUCAGGGACAUUCUCCAUUCAGAAAAUUCAAAGAGAGAAUCAGACGGCAGGAGGUAGAGCAAAGAGUCAAGAAGGAUACUGAGGAGUAUUCCAAAAAGUUUUCAGAGGACACCAAAUCUAUCUGCAGAAUGUUACUCACCAAGAACCCAAGUGAACGGCUGGGCUGCAAGGGCGAUGGAGCAGCCAGAGUGAAGCAGCACCCUGUGUUCAAGGACAUCAACUUCAGGAGGCUGGAAGCAAACAUGCUGGACCCUCCUUUCUGUCCUGACAUGAGUGUGCUGCCAAGAGUAAUGGUCCCUGGGAACAGUGAUCCAUGCAACAUAGUUUUUUUUUUAAAGCAGAUACAGAAUCACCUGGGACAGCCAGGCUCCCCACAGCCACCCCCAGACCCUGUGUAG